GCUAACCUCCAAAGUCCAAAGCGUAAAUUCCGAAGGCUGGUAGGCGACCAACAGAGGCCCCCGUGCCGUGCUCUGCUCUACUCAUGGCAGACCAUCGCCUGGGAAGACGCGGGGGAGAAAUUCUGGAGAUCUAAACCCCGGCACGCAGCCAGGGGAACCGGGAGCUACAGGUCGCCAUCAAAUCCACUUCUUGCCGCUUCAGGAAUUGGGGAAUUCUUCUUUCGGCCGCAUCUUGAUUUCUUGUGUCGAGUGCCAUUUGUCGAGCUGGAGGCCAGAGCUUCGUGGCGGCGCCGGCGAAGAUGAGCAGCGGAGACGGUGCAAAGAGCAGGAGGACUGCCUCAGAUGGGAUGAGGAAGCUCAGAGAGUUGAUGCACAAAAGCGACAACCUCAUAUGUGCUGACUGCAGUGCACCUGAUCCCAAAUGGGCAUCAGCUAAUAUAGGAGUAUUCAUAUGCUUAAAAUGCUCUGGUGUUCACAGAAGCCUUGGGACACAUGUUUCAAAGGUUCUGUCAGUCACUCUAGAUCAAUGGACUGAUGAUGAAAUUAACUCAAUGAUAGAAGUUGGUGGAAACUCUUACGCUAAUGCUAUAUAUGAAGCAUUUCUUCCAGAGGGCUAUCACAAACCGCAUCCAGAUUCUAGCCAGGAAGAGAGAGCUGAUUUUAUCAGGUCCAAGUAUGAGUCGCAAGAAUUUCUGAAGCCAAGACUAAGGAUAGUUUCUAGUAACAGCUCUUUGGAGGCUACCUACUCUCGAAAACAUACGGUCAGCAAUGCUUCACAUUCUGCAAGUUUCAACAGUGAGGCUGGCAUGGUUGAGUUUAUUGGAAUACUAAAAGUUAAAGUAAUAAGAGGGACUAAAUUAGCUGUAAGAGACCUGAUAAGUAGUGACCCCUAUGUUGUACUGACCCUAGGGCAGCAGAAAGCAAAGACAUCAGUGGUUAAGCGUAAUCUAAAUCCUGUUUGGAAUGAAGAACUUAAGCUGUCAGUUCCUCAGCAAUAUGGACCUCUCAAGCUUCAAGUGUUUGACUAUGACAUGCUAUCGAAGGACGACAAAAUGGGUGAGGCUGAAAUUGACCUGCAGCCGAUGAUCAGUGCAGCUACUGCGUUCGGUGAUGCUGACCUGCUCGCAGACAUGCAGAUCGGCAAAUGGCUCAAGUCCCCGGACAAUGCGCUUGCCAGGGACAGCCCUGUCAAUGUCGUCAAUGGCAAGGUGAAGCAGGAGGUCUCGUUGAAGCUACAGAACGUGGAGUCCGGGGAGGUGGACCUGGAGCUGGAGUGGAUACCUCUCAAUCAGUAGAACUAGAACAUUCUUCGCUCGCCCUUUCAUAACCAUAACAAUAAAUUAAUGUGCUUGAACAGAGAUAUGGGCACACAGUUAAACAAAAACUAGUAAAAUAUAGUUAUAACCCAUUCCAGCUUUGUACUAAUUGUUUCCAAUUCAUAAAGUUUCCUGUUAUAGUAUCAUCUAUCCAUUCUAAUAGUAACUUUGUUCUGGUCA
Panicum virgatum (switchgrass) is the source of this 1496-nucleotide messenger RNA. RefSeq names its product ADP-ribosylation factor GTPase-activating protein AGD12-like. The record is from RefSeq and is a predicted model, not a curated record. Gene Ontology annotation, molecular function: GTPase activator activity; phospholipid binding. Bases 300 to 1295 code for a protein of 331 amino acids. NCBI's taxonomy places the organism in Eukaryota, Viridiplantae, Streptophyta, Magnoliopsida, Poales, Poaceae. The transcript is spliced from 9 exons.